GUCACAGCCCCAACUAAAGCUCCAGUAAAAGCCCCAAGCAAAGCUCCGACAAAUGCUCCCACAAAAGCACCUGUUAGAGCUCCAACGAAAGCUCCGACCAAGGCUCCGACCAAGGCUCCAACCAAAGCUCCGACCAAGGCUCCAACCAAAGCUCCAACGAAAGCUCCAGUCAAAGCUCCGACCAAGCCGCCAGUC
This is a messenger RNA of Phaeodactylum tricornutum CCAP 1055/1, 195 nucleotides long. RefSeq lists its product with no specific name. The annotation marks the transcript as partial. NCBI's taxonomy places the organism in Eukaryota, Bacillariophyta, Bacillariophyceae, Surirellales, Neidiaceae. The record is from RefSeq and is a predicted model, not a curated record. The transcript has a single exon.